This is a messenger RNA of Ruditapes philippinarum (Manila clam), 4939 nucleotides long. RefSeq lists its product as uncharacterized. The record is from RefSeq and is a predicted model, not a curated record. The transcript has 4 exons. Bases 1 to 4602 code for a protein of 1533 amino acids. NCBI's taxonomy places the organism in Eukaryota, Metazoa, Mollusca, Bivalvia, Venerida, Veneridae.
AUGAAAGCCAAGACACACCUUACACUUCAGAGAUCAAAGAACCCCUACCGUAAAAGAAAAAUAACAAGCCGUGUGACAUUAAAUCCUAUCAAAAGUCCUUUUAAACAAACGCCACUGAAGUCACCUUACAAAUCAUAUCCCACCAAAAGUUCCUUCAAACAAACGCCACUGAAGUCACCUUACAAAUCACCUCUAUAUAAAGCAUCGCCAGCGAACAAGAAAAGAAAGGUUGGAUCAUCGAGACGCCUAUUCCAGGAUAGUUGUUGUGCGUCAGACAAUCAAAACAGUUAUUUACAGUUACCAACUGUGACAACACAUACAGGGCAAAACAAUGUGAAUACGGAAAAUGAGAUAUUCACAAUCAAUGACGUGGCCAGUAACAACGACCUUACAGAAUGUGUGGUUAUUCAAACAGACUCCCGCGAAAGGAAAUGUGAAUUAAUGUCCUCUUUUCAAGAAAUACCACCUGAAUAUACAGCCUAUCCACUCACACAUCUAAAUGCCAAUGACGAAAAUAACACUCCUAAAUCAAACUGUCAAAAUACCGAAAAGAAUGAACUUUUAAAAAAUGAACAAAAAAUUGAAGAGAUGAAACAAAUACUGCCAGAAGUUAUGAAUGAAUUGGCCAGUCAUGGUAACCUUGACGAAUCUAUUCUGUUAUUUUUUCGUCAAGUUAAAAAUCAUAAAUUUCCACUUACUAACAUUGCUUUCCAGCUCUGGUUAGAGGUAGUCAAGUGGCAUGAAAACAAAUCAACAACAAAUAUGAGGUACACAGACAUCACAAAAAUGUUUUGGAAACUUGGAUGGAGAGCUUUCGGAGAAAGAUUCAUCAACUUCAUGGGAGGGUUCAAGAGCCAUGGAAAUCUUAUACAAAGAACGGACCAACCUGGUGAAUAUAGCCCAGAGAACUCAGAGGUGAAUUUUGCAGUCCCUGAUAUUAAAGUUCUUCGACAUUUUGAUCUGUCAAAUGUAGGUGAAGAAAGGCGGCCUGGUAUAUACAACGACAUGAUGACCUUCUUGGGUUCAUCAAUGGAACAUCAGUCUACUUGUUUAACAUUCGAUGGUAAGAAAUUGAAGAUGGGCCUUACCGAAGAUUCAGGUGAUGUUGAUCUGCUUGGACACGAAACUGAUAAAACCUUAUCAGAGAAAAAAAAUUGUUUAACAGAACAUAUUCAAGAACUAAAUGAUAUGCAAGCGAAACUAACUACGUUUGAAACUGAUGUUUCAAGUAUUGACGAUCUACCUAACGAUUCUAAAACUGAUGUUUUAAACCUUCUGAUCAAAACUAUAAAGAGACUCUCCACUGAUAUAUUUCAAGUACGAGAAAUACGCAGGAAAAAAGAAUACUACGAAUUUCUUAACCUAGCAUGUGAUGUGCUCGAAGAAAUAGAAGAGAUAGUCGCAUUCCUGAACAACCACAGCUUUGUGAGUUCCAACACAACAAACAUUGAAAAUCACCCAGAUUAUGUCGCAAUACCCAAACAGAAAGAAGACAUUAAAAGGCAUGAACAAAAUACAAGGCUUUUAAACCAAAGGACACCAGAAUGGUUAGAACUAAGAAAAGCAGCGAAAGUAACCGGAAGUACCUUGUUUGCUGCUCUAGGUGGAGAAGGUCUUAAACGGCAACAGGAUCACUUCGAUAAAGUAAUAUGUGGUGUUCCAGAACUUGAACGGUCAGAAGAACAAAAGAAGGCCAUGAAUCACGGUGUUAUAAAUGAAAUAAAUGCCAUAGCGACAGUUGUUGGGAAGGUAUUGCCUGUCUUUGAACCUGAUCUUAAAUUCUAUGAAGAAGGUUGCUCUACCGUUUUGACUGAAGAUAGUGAAAUAUUCAUGGUUGUGUCCCCCGAUGGAAGUUUACGUAUGAAUGCCUCUUUUGAAACAACUAAAGUAGCCAUUGAAAUUAAGUGUCCAUACUACAGUAUCCACUCAAGAUUUCCUCAUAGAUAUCUCCUACAGUGUCUUUCUGAAAUCGAGGUAUUAGAUGUUCCCUAUCUUUUAUUCGUUAGUUGGACACCUGAGGAAACCACAGUUUUCUCAGUACUUAGAGAUCAACCACUCUUCCAAGAUGCUAUGAAGCUGGCAUUGAAGAUGUAUGGAGAAGAAAAUGUUAAAAAACCAACAAAGUACAGUGAAGAGCAGAAGGAAUUAAAAAAGAAAAUUGAAGAAAGAAGCAAGAGUGUCCAAAUGAUUGGACGUUUCAAAUCCAUAGUUCAUUCAAACACUGAGCCGGACAUGGAACCUUUUAAGUCAAGAAGUAUAUCAGUUCAGAAAUUAGUUGCUACUAUUCAUGAAGUAAAAAUUCUCACUGAAAAUCACUACGAAAUAAACAGAGAGCGGGCUUCUGAAGCAGUUGUAUACUUACUGUGUGAUCUUGACAGAAGUUGGGACAAAGAACGUGUUAAGUGGGCACCGGUAGCUUGGUUUCCCAAGGGUUACAGUUUAACCACAAAGACCAUAAGAGACAUCACAGAGGAGGUACAUACAUGUGCACACAACAAUGGAAUUCAUGUCCCUUGUUCUUCAUUUGAUGGUCAAUGGCAUGGCAUUGUUAUUCGCUCAACGGAUAAUAAGCCGCUGACAAUUUUACAGCUGCAAAAGGAUGUUUGGAACUCCGUAAUCAAAAUGUCAAAAUGUGACAUAAUCUCAGAGGUAAGAAAGUUAAAUCGGACUCCUACUUGGAACAGAAUAGAAGUUUCUAAUGGCAACGAAUCCAGCCAUGAACCUAAAAAGCAUAUAAUAGUAGCAACUUAUCAAAAGAUUUUCCCACAAUAUCGGAAAAAUCAAACUUCUCGGAUAGACGAGGACAAAAAGAAACAACAAGCCUCUACUGCUACCGAUAUUGAACCUCAACCCUCAUUAGCAGAAUCGAUUCCACAACAUGUUGCUGACACAAGUGAUACAUCUUGUGAUGUAUUGAAGAUGACUUUGAUAGAAGAAAGGGAAGAAUUUGAAGCCUUUAGGUCAAACAUAAGAGAAGACUUAUGGGCCGAAAAAAUGAUCGAAGACCAAGAUUGUUCUACAGUUGAACUUCAAAUAGACAAUGCAGCAACAUCCAGCAGAAGUGAGACAUUGACUAGAAGCAACGAAACAUGUUCGAAUGAAAACAAAAGUAUAGCUGAGAACAUCCCUUUACCAAUUUUAACUUUGCAAGAAGAUGACAUGUCUUGCAUUCUGUCAAUGUUUAAGACGACAAAAGACAGCAACAAAAAUUUCAAAUGGGACAAUGUAACAUCAUCAGAUCUUUUGGCGAAGUUUAAGUCACUAAACGAACUGAAAACAUUUCUAGACAUAGAGUUAAAAGUCAUUGUCCGAUACUUAAGAAAGACAAAGGGUGUUAAAAUCAAAGAAUCAGUUACAAAGAAAACAAAGAUUGCAGAAUUGUCAAAACUGUUUGGGCUUGAUGACGUAAUUGGGAAUUCUUGUGAGAAUAGACGAGUUAUCAAGCGUAGAGUUGACAGCUUAGCAAGUCUUGCUUUGAAAGUUAUCACGAAGACACACUCAAAAUACGAACUAAGUGUUUGGUUUUCAGAAAAUCAAUGGCAAGAAAAGUAUCAGACUUGGGAUAUGGAUAUAAAGGAUGUUACAAUCAAUGGAAACAAAUGCACUUGGUUUUAUAAACCUGACUAUAGUAAAACAAGAAAACAGUUCGAAGUUCGCUGCAUAGAUUCAACACAUCUGUUGACCCGGUCAAGGCAAAAGAGUUGUCGCGGAGGACUAGAUGGUUAUUCGAAUGAGCCAUGGCGGGCAGUAGCGGCAACAAAGAAGACGUUACUUACAAAAAUCAUGGUUGAUGAGGUUAUCGAUCCAAUGUCGGUCCAAAUGGCAAAAACGCAUUUCUCUGAGGAAGUGGAGAGUUUGAUGCGAUGUAACAAUGAUAUAGGAUGUGCAGAUCUUUGCAGAGAUAUAAGGAACUGGUGGCAAUCAGAGGACUGUCCUGGAAUCCCUGCAAACGAACGAAUCAAACUGCGAGAAGGUCUUAGAAAUCGCUUGUUAAAUUUUGCAAAUUUUUCAAAAUUUCCCCCAGCAACAGUUGCCAUGAAUGGUUGGCCUCUACAGCUAUGGGAGGCAAUGCUGGCAAACAUUGACGCAAAAGCAUUGCUUUAUGGACUUUGUCAUAGGGGUACAUAUAAUGUUCGUUCCUUCAGUAGCAUGAUGGGCGAAACAUUUUUCUCUGAGUUAGUUCUUCAUGAUAAGGCUGGAAAAGGAGCUGUCACAUCAAAGGAGUUUGGUCGGUUCAUAGGUGCAACUGUCGAAAAGGUCCAAGCUCGGCUCGAUCCUAAGAGAACCUUUGCCUACCGAACCAGUAAAAACAAUGUCUAUGACCUGGUGGAAGAAUGCGAGACAUUUCUGGGCGAGGCUGAUGUGAAAAAUUGCAUACCCUGUGUUGCAGACAAAUCCCUUCUUCCAAAGAAAAUCAUUCCCGAGGACCAUUCGUUUGAUAAGGCAGGGAGAAAAAGGCUGAAAGGACGUAGCAAACCCGAAACAGUGUCAUCUUCGAGGAAUGCUGUACAAAGAGGUGCGCUUGGUGUUCGAUGGGAACGUGCACGCAGAAAUGAGGCAAAGAUGCUACCUACAGACAGAAUGGGUAUUGAUGGCAAUUAGAUAAAAGACAUUGACAUACGUUAAUAUAUCAAACUUUCUAUAUCAAAGAUGUGAUUAUCUAGUGUAUAAUUUCUUUCAAUGCAUUACAUUUUUUAUUUGUCAUUUUACUAUUUCACUUCUGUUCAGAAAGUGCAUUUAAAUAGAAAGUGAAUAUUUUGAGUUUAAGUGAAGAAAGUUUGAUUAGAAAUGUACAUGUUUACUGUUUCAUUGUGUUUAAGUGUCGAAAAAGUGAUUCCUAACAUAAUUAUUCAUUCCUACAAGAAAUGUCUAUUUUAUGUUUAUUUUUUUCCGAUCGACGACUUAAUAUGUAAUUGCGAAAUGUAUAAGAUAAUACACC